Molecule: messenger RNA, 1185 nt
Organism: Schistocerca cancellata (South American locust)
Lineage: Eukaryota; Metazoa; Arthropoda; Insecta; Orthoptera; Acrididae
Product: alpha-tocopherol transfer protein-like
Exons: 7
Coding region: 139-1059 (306 amino acids)
Cellular component (GO): membrane
Molecular function (GO): phosphatidylinositol bisphosphate binding
Source: RefSeq, a predicted model, not a curated record
GACGAGAGCAAAUGGGACAGAUUGGCGAGCGAGCACGUGACUCGGCUGCCAGAGAUAUAGGAGCGACUAUCGGUCAAGCCGUCAGUCGUUGCCUCUCCUCCAAACUAGCACCAGAUUAGCAGACCGACAGCCUCCGCGAUGGAUUUGACCCCCGAACUUCAGAAGAGAGCUGAGCAGGACCUGAACGAGGACCCCAGGAGGCGAGGCGAGGACAUAAAGCACAUCAGGGACUGGCUCAGCAAGCAACCACACAUCAAAGCCAGGACAGAUGACGCGUGGCUGCUGGCGUUCCUGCGAGGCUGCGAGUUCUCGCUGGAGAGGACGAAGGAGCGGCUGGACAAUUACUACACACUGCGCUCCCUCAUGCCGGAAGUUUUCGAUAAUCGGGACCCACUCAGCAAGGAGCUGGUGGCCGCAGUCAGCGCCAGGGUGCUGCUGGAGUUGCCAGAGCCGGACGAGCAGGGCAGCCGGGUGUUCCUGCUGCGGCUGGGCGCCGCCGACCCGGCCACCAUCCCCGUGGAGAGGGUCUUCAAGCUGAACUACAUGGCGGGCGACCUCAUGCUGCGCGACGACCCGGCCGCCAUCAUCUGCGGCAACGUCAUCCUGCUGGACCUGGACGGCGCCAACAUGGGCCACGUGCUCCAGAUGACGCCCGCCUUCGUCUCGAAGAUCAUGACCAUCCUGCAGGAGGCGUACCCCCUGAGGACGCUGGCGAUCCACUACAUCAACGCCCCCUCGGCGGUGGACGUGGUCAUGUCGCUCUUCAAGAACUCCCUCUCUGGCUACCUGGCCACACAGUUCCACCAGCACACUGACCUGGAGUCACUUCACAAGUUCUUCCCAAAGAGGAUUCUGCCAAAAGAGUACGGCGGGGAAGCGGGAACAUUGGCAGAGCUCAACGAGCGAUUCCGCAAACGCCUCGAGUCCCGGCGGGAUUUCUUCCUGGAGGACGGCAAGUACGGAGUGGACGAGAAGCUGCGUCCCACCGCCGCCCGCUCCAAGGCGCGCCGCGACGUCUUCGACAUGGCCGGCUCCUUCAGGCAGCUCGCCGUAGACUGACCUCCUGAAGACGAACCACCGUCCGAAACGCCCCUGAUCUUCACACUACCUGUGAAGCUGUGCGUGGCCCUACAAACUUUCGUAGUGCUGGAUUCAUUAUUGGCUCCAAAGGACAGAACACCAACU